UAUACUGGACAAAAGCGGAUGUUGUCUGCGACUUGUCUGUCAGUGGUCAGUUGAGUUGGGACUCCUCUUCGUAUAUGCCACAUGGUUACGCUUAUUGUCUGUACUAUCUAGUUUUCCGUGGUGGGGUUCUUGUGUGCGUACGUAUACUCAUUCCAGAAACUUCAGGACCGGACAAAAUUCAAGCCACCUGGUCAAAAUGUUGGCAAAAAGGAGAGGUCUUACGGUGGGCUUUGUCGGUGGGAUUGUCUUCACUCUGCUAUGCCUGGAGCUGGUAUUUCAUGGGGAGAAAACUGAGAUAAGAAGUACGACCUCCGAACGUCAGGCUCAAGAUUUCUCGACAACGACGGAGCAGCCUGCCAAGUCGGAGACAAAACAAAACAUGGUGACGUCAGUCUGGAGUCAGAAGCGUCAUGACUUUGACAUCAGUAAAAUCACGUCUGCCGAACAAAUGUCAAUACAUGUUGUCGACUCCAAGCCAGUCUACCAAGUCGGUGACACUCUGGUGGUAAAGAUCAACGCCAGGGACGCGAACGGACAAAAGAAAACUUACGGAGGAGAUUUUCUUCUAGCAAAACUGUGCACAAAGUCUCCCGUUAAGGCUUGUUCGGCUGGAAGGAUAACAGACCGCGGAAAUGGAGUUUACAUAGCAAGAUUUUCCUAAGUUACCCGGGGAGCUUGGCUAUCUCAGUCCGGCUUGAACAUUCCAGCGAAACUGUUGAGGUUCUGAGGAGAAUUCGCGACUCCUUCCUUGACAGACGUGUUACCAAAUGUAGCUUUGUCGACGAAUACUCGAACCUAACAGAGUGGACUCACUGCAGUUUUAGUCGAAACGACAGCGUCAAUCCAAGAGAUAUCUGUGACUACUCUAGGUCGAUACCGAACGCUACGUGGUACUGUCAAAGGCCCACGAAGGUUAACGGAGGCUGCCACUCUAUAACAGAGUGUAAUCGAGAUAACCCUGCCACGACCAAGCUCCACGAAACGAUGAUCACAACCAGCGAGGCCGCGCUGUUCAACAGGAGUCUUGCGAAUCGGGAAGUCCCAAAUGACAUCAGAAUCACCGUGAAAGGGAAACGUAUUCAAGAUGGCGUCGGAAUGAAAUCUCUACCGCCAUGUGGACCGCAUCUACCAGCAAGAAGUUCUGAAGGGUACUGGUACAACAAAACGUGGUACUCUCUCAAAUGUCGUCCACAUAGACUUCACUUAUCCCACCUAGACUACCGAUGCCUUAGAAACAAAAGCAUCGUCGUACUAGGAGACUCUACGGGACGACAAUAUUUGGAAUAUCUUCAACAUCUAGUGAAGAAUAUCAAAGCCGAUCUACCUGAAGAAAUAAGAAAGUGGGAGAGAAACCAUAAAAGUAUGAAGUUGGAUUUUGUAUUUCACACCUUUCCUAGGAACCACGGCGAACCUGCUCUUGAAGUGAAGAAGCUAAGGUUUGUCGCCGAUGAGAUUGAUCGAAUCGUCGGCGGGCCGAAUGUGCUGCUUGUUCUCUGUUUCUGGGCCCAUUACAAUGCGGAACCGUUAGAAACGUUUCGUUCGCGAGUCUGGGGAAUUCGGCAUGCUCUAGAACGUUUACUCAGUCGCUACCCUGACACGAAGGUAGUGUGGAGGACCGGAACCAUGCAAGAUCACAUCAGGUUAGAACAUUUUCUGGAAAACAGUAGUUGGUAUACUUCUCAGCUGCUACAAGAAGCCAAGCAGAUUCUUGGCGACUUAAAUAUCUUCAUCAUGGAUGUAUGGGAGAUGUCAGUGUGUGAUGAACCGUUUUACAUGUUACACCCUGGUCCUGAUAUCAUCAAGAGCCACCUAGAGAUGAUGUUGUCUUAUCUGUGUUCACGGUAAAACAAAGUGGAGAUCUAGUCAGAAUUGGGCAUGCCCCUAGGGUGUCGCCAAAAAAGGAUUCUCUGACAUUCGAAUAGAUAUGAGUAGUCAGAGUUAGAUCAGCCAAAGUCCCAGACCGAACAUUUCAGAACACCGGGAUAUCAGUUAACCAGGUCACUGAAUUUUGAACUCUGUU
Messenger RNA from Branchiostoma floridae (Florida lancelet), 2020 nucleotides. RefSeq names its product NXPE family member 3-like. The record is from RefSeq and is a predicted model, not a curated record. NCBI's taxonomy places the organism in Eukaryota, Metazoa, Chordata, Leptocardii, Amphioxiformes, Branchiostomatidae. The transcript is spliced from 4 exons. Bases 985 to 1845 code for a protein of 286 amino acids.